UAGUGCACCAGCUGAUGUCGCCCUAGUCUCGGUGCUCUCGGUGUAAACAAACAUUUAUCAAUUAAUCAACAAUAUUAUCUUACUCUGCCAAUAUUGAGGUAAUAAAAUAUUGUUGACGUUUGUCGUCUCGGGAAUAUGAAUAAUACUAAGAGAACGAUUUAUGUGGGUGGUCUUGCUGAGGAGGUGGAUGAGAAAAUUCUCCAUGCUGCAUUCAUUCCAUUCGGUGAAAUAGUUGAUGUUCAGAUACCCCUUGAUUAUGAAUCAGAAAAACACAGGGGUUUCGCUUUUAUUGAAUUUGAAUUGGCUGAGGAUGCAUUGGCCGCGAUUGAUAACAUGAAUGAUUCUGAAUUAUUUGGGAGGACAAUACGAGUUAAUAUUGCCAAGCCCCAGAGGAUAAAGGAGGGCUCAUCGAAGCCAGUGUGGGCUGAUGAUAUGUGGCUGCAAGAACAUGCUGGGGAAACCCUCAGCAACGAUGAAGGAGUCAAAUCCGAUGUUCCAGCGACGAUAAAGGAAAAACGUAAUCCCCAGGUUUAUUUCGAUAUAACCGUUGGUAAACACGAGUUGGGGAGGAUAAUCAUGAUGCUGAGAGCGGAUAUAGUCCCCAGAACGGCCGAAAAUUUUCGGUGCUUGUGUACCCACGAAAAAGGAUACGGAUAUCAAGGGAGUACGUUCCAUCGAGUCAUUCCAGACUUUGUAUCCUUUAUUAAAUCAUCAUAUUAAUUUUAUAUCUCAAUUCCAAGAGUUAAUCA
Molecule: messenger RNA, 749 nt
Organism: Fopius arisanus
Lineage: Eukaryota; Metazoa; Arthropoda; Insecta; Hymenoptera; Braconidae
Product: peptidyl-prolyl cis-trans isomerase E
Exons: 3
Coding region: 136-720 (194 amino acids)
Biological process (GO): protein peptidyl-prolyl isomerization
Molecular function (GO): RNA binding; peptidyl-prolyl cis-trans isomerase activity
Source: RefSeq, a predicted model, not a curated record